Messenger RNA from Cladocopium goreaui, 2358 nucleotides. The record is from the annotation of a GenBank genome assembly. NCBI's taxonomy places the organism in Eukaryota, Dinophyceae, Suessiales, Symbiodiniaceae.
AUGAAGCUGGAUGACACGGGCUCUCAGCAGUGGACCUACCAGACUGGCACCGCAUCAGCAGACUAUGCUUUUGCUGUGGAGACCGAUGCUUCUGGAAACAUUUUGCUGGCAGGCUCUACCGAUGGAUCCAUGCAAGGGUCGAAUGCUGGUGAUUCUGACAUUUUUGUGAUGCAGCUGGACAGUGCGGGGUCACAUCAAUGGACUGUUCAAAUUGGCACCAACAUGAAGGAUGUCGCCACGGCACUCCGCAUUGAUGCUUCUGGGGACCUGGUUUUAGCAGGCUACACUAACGGUGACCUUGGGAAUACAAAUGCUGGAUACAAGGAUCAGGGUUUGCGUUCGCUCUUCAAUGCACGAAAAAAUGACAUCUUUGCAAUGAAACUCAGCAGUGCAGGGUCGCAGCUGUGGACCUUUCAAAGGGGCAGCAGCGCAGACGACAGUGCAACAGCUUUGGAAAUCGAUUCCUAUGGAGACUUGAUCCUGGCAGGUUGGACUGCUGGUAGCUUGGAUGGCAACAGCUUUGAUGGUUCAGUGGAUCUCUUUGCCAUGAAAGUGGAUGCCCAAGGGUCCUGGGAGUGGACCUUUCAGACUGGAACUGCAAGGGAGCACUGGGCCGGAAGUCUUCAGAUCAUACCUUCAGGCCGCAUUCUUUUAGCAGGUUCCAUCAACAAUGCGUUAACCAGCGAAGACAUCUUGGCAGUGGAGCUUGACAGCGCAGGGUCACUUCAAUGGAAAUUCGUCGCGGGGACCACGGCUGUAGAUAUCGCACGGGCUGUGCAAUUGGAUGCGCAGGGGUCCUUGGACGACUUGGACGACUUGGACGACUUGGACGAAUGCAGUGGACUCAACGGCAACGCCAAUGCUGGCAGCUACGACGAUAUUUUCGUGAUGAAGGCGGUGCUGCGAGUUCCGGAUCCUGCGCCAGCUACCAGUGGUCAGGUGUCCUGGACCUUUCAGACUGGAACUUCUGUUGACGAUGUCCUUCUUGGUGCGGUCCUGGACUCCUGUGGGAAUGUGAUUCUGGCAGGAGAUACCAAGGGAAGUUUGGGGGGCUCCAAUGCCGGCAAUAGCAAUUGGGACGUCUUUGCUGUGAAGCUGAGUGAAGAUGGGAGUGAGGUGUGGGCUUAUCAAACAGGAAGUGACCAGCAUGACCAGGUGUUGGGGCUGGCUGUCGAUAGCUUCAACAGCAUUGUCCUCACGGGCCAUACUUCCGGGAGCCUGAACUCGCAGAGCCACAGUGGCCAGACGGACAUCUUCGUGAUGAAAAUUGACCGUUUCAAAACUUUGCAGUGGACCUACCAGACUGGGCAGAGUAGCUUGCAGGAAGGCACUGGAGUUCAGGUGGAUCUCUGGGGUAACAUUUUUGUGGCUGGCUGGACGGAAGGUGAUUUACACGGCCAGGUGAGUGCUGGGGAUGUGGACGCCUUUGUGAUGAAACUCAGCUCCGACGGGGUCAACCAAUGGACGGUACUUUCCGGAGGAAGUGCUGGUGACUACGCUGUCAACUUGGCAAUGGAUGCUUCAGGGAACAUCGUGGUGGUGGGCCGCAGCUAUGGCUCCUUUCAAAGCAAUUCUCAUGCUGGAACCAGCGGAGAUGAGUGGUUUGCGGGCGUGGACAUUGACAGUGCUGGCAACAUCGUUGUGACGGGUAACACGGAUGGAGUGAUGGGUGGCAGUAGUGCAGGAAGUCAAGACGUGGUAGUCCUGAUGCUUGACAGUUCGGGCGUUCAGCAAUGGAUCUUACAGACAGGCACCAGCACAAGUGACACAGGCAUGGCAGCUGUUUGGGAUCCCUUUGGUAGCAUCUUUGUGAUGGCAACUGCACUUGACAGUUUGGCUGGUGGUGUUGCGAUUGGCGACAAGGAUGUGGUUUUGCUGAAGCUUGAUGCUACUGGCAAUCAGGAGUGGGUGAGCCAACUCGGCACUAGCGCCAAGGAGGAGUGCAUGGACCAACUUUCUCUCGGAGCAGCUGGCAACAUUCUGGUUGCAGGGUCGACGACUGGGGCCAUAACUGGCUCCAAUGCAGGAGGGGAGGAUAUCUUUGCCAUGAUGGUGGCCCGAUUUAGUCUUAGCAACGACGAGCUCAGGGCACCAAAGGAUACCAAUUGUACUCACGCCCACAACUACCACAAGCUCGACACUCACAGUGUCCACAACAAGCGAGUCGAGAACAUCCACCAUGUCAAGCACUGCCACUUCCAUCACGUCCACAAUAUCCAGCGUAUCCAGCACGACCACAGCUACUCAGCAGCACUUCAAGGUCUAAGGCACGAAGCUUGUCAUUUAUCACAUGCAAGUGGUCACAAGUGGUCCAAAACCACUAGUGUUGGAAAAUCCACCGAUGGAAAAGCACUGUAG